This is a messenger RNA of Anopheles maculipalpis, 987 nucleotides long. It is a transcript of the gene Polr1C, whose product is annotated as DNA-directed RNA polymerases I and III subunit RPAC1. NCBI's taxonomy places the organism in Eukaryota, Metazoa, Arthropoda, Insecta, Diptera, Culicidae. The record is from RefSeq and is a predicted model, not a curated record. Bases 1 to 987 code for a protein of 328 amino acids. Gene Ontology annotation, molecular function: protein dimerization activity. Gene Ontology annotation, biological process: DNA-templated transcription. The transcript has a single exon. Gene Ontology annotation, cellular component: RNA polymerase I complex; RNA polymerase III complex.
AUGGCCACAAAACCACUGCUUUAUCUGGAAGAAUAUAAACUAAAGCAGGAUGCAAACGAUUACGGUUUGGCGGACGAACUGUGGGACUUUGAGCGGUUUAAGCAACAGUUGCAGAUCGUCGUGGUACGGUACGAGGAAGAUGAGCUGGAAUUCGACAUGAUCGGUGUGAACUGUGCUGUGGCGAACGUGUUCCGUCGCUUGAUGCUUAGCGAGGUGCCAAGUAUGGCCAUCGAAAAGGUGCACAUUUACAACAACACUUCGAUCAUCCAGGACGAAGUGUUGGCCCAUCGGUUGGGGUUGAUUCCGCUGCGGGCCGAUCCUCGCAUGUUCGAGUACAAAGCAAACGAAACGGAUCCUCCGACGGCACAGGAUACCCUGGAGUUUGAGCUGAAGGUGAAAUGUACCCGCAAAACGAAGGAACCGAACGAGAUGACGAAUAACGACAAUAUGUACAAGAAUCACAGCAUCUAUUCGGGCCAGAUCAAAUGGAUACCGAUCGGUAAUCAAGCGACCGUUUACACGGAGGCAGCUGUUGGGCCGAUCGAUGACGAUAUUCUCAUUAGCAAGAUGCGUCCCGGACAUGAGUUCGACAUUAAACUGUUUGCGGUGAAAGGUGUUGGCAAGGAUCAUGCCAAGUUUUCGCCCGUUGCAACGGUUUCCUACCGGUUGUUGCCGGAUAUUAAGCUGAACCGGCCGGUAGUAGGGAAUGAUGCACGGUUGCUGCAGAAAUGCUUCUCGCCCGGAGUGAUCGAGAUCGCCAAGGAUGAUCAGGCGUACGUGAAAGAUGCGAGGUAUGAUAGUUGCAGCAGGAACGUGUAUCGAUAUCCGCAGAUUUCGGAUGCCGUUACGAUAGCGCGUGUACGAAAUCAUUUCAUCUUUACGGUGGAAUCGUUGGGUGCGCUUAAGCCGGAUAUAAUUUUCGUGGAAGCGGUGAAGGUGCUGAAGAAAAAGUGUAGAAUGUUUUUGGAUGAAAUAAAGGGCAAUUAA